Microplitis mediator is the source of this 5875-nucleotide messenger RNA. RefSeq lists its product as uncharacterized. NCBI's taxonomy places the organism in Eukaryota, Metazoa, Arthropoda, Insecta, Hymenoptera, Braconidae. The transcript has 3 exons. The record is from RefSeq and is a predicted model, not a curated record. Bases 2842 to 3768 code for a protein of 308 amino acids.
GAGAGGAGCGCGGAAAAGUCAGCCUCAGCAUCACUAGAGAUGUAAGUGGUGGUGGAGACGAUCGUAGUGGUGGAUUUGAGUCGGUGGUAGUGGUGGGUAAGAGUGGGGUAAAGUGUUUCGCGCACUGCACCUACGGCAACUAUCGAAGCAACACGCACUACACCGCGCGCAGGACGGCUAACUAAAUACACAUUGAACUAACCUAUCUACAUUGUUACCUAGCCUGAUCCGAGACGCCAACUGUGUUGAAAUACAACUACUGGACCCUCUCCCACUCUUUAUAUAUCUAUUAACAUCCAUCUCUCUUACGCUCGUUUUUUAUUCUCGGACUCACUCUCACUUACUCACUUACUUAUUUACUUAUAUAUAUUUAUUAUAUAUCUACAAACAUAAUAUAAUAUCAUCAUAGGAUAAUAUAUAUAAAAAUUAAAAAAAAAUUAAAAGCUUACUUUCUCCCACGCUUUUACUGAUUAGUCCUUUUACUGGCUGACUCACUCACUCUUUUAUUCACUUACUCACUUGGUUAGUGACUUACCAUACCAUUUCUCCGGCGUGUUGUACGUCACUGAUGUCACACACGGUGUUGUAUGUGUAUAAGUAUAUGUAUGUGUAUGUGUUCGUCACUUGACACUUGACUGCACCUGUAAUCUUCCUGGGUAACCAAAAGUGUCAUUGUCUAUCAGUGAAUCCACGUGUAUAAUUUAAACUUCUUUUUACUGUAGUUAUUAUUUUUACAUCUUGUACUGUUUAUUUAACACUUGGAAAGUUAAUUAAAAUAAAAAAAAAAAUCAAGUGGAUUUAAAAAGUGUUGUAUUUAGACCAAAUGAUUUUUCAGAGGUUUAUAAAAGUUAAUUUUUAAAUUUAGAAAAAAAUAUUUUUAAAAACUUUACUGGGUAACGUAAUAUUUUUUCAAGUGACUAAAGGAUUAAAUAUUAAAAAACAGUGUUGAUCUGUGGAUUUAAUAUUUAAAAUAUUUUAUCUGGAUUCUUAGAAAAAGUGGCUGACAGUUGCGAUUAAAAAUGAUUAUAAUUUAAUAACUUCUUUAUUAUUUUGUUAUGGUAAAUUAUUUAUCGUUUUUAACAUAAUUUCGUAAAAAUGUUUUUUCGUUGUAUUAAAAUAUAAUUUAUCGACGUUAAUAUUUUUUAAAUGGAAUUUUUAUCUAUUUUUUAAUAUUCAUUUCCGGUAACAAACGAUUACGUAAAGUUGAAUAAUAAAUGUAUAAAGAGAGACAACUUGGAAUCGGGAAUAAUCGGAUCUAUUCGUUUAAAAUCGAAGAGACGCAAUAUUUUUUUUUGUUUUUUUAAUGUGUGCCAUUUUUACGUUAUUUUUAUUUUUAUCUGCAAUCGGAUCUCGCGAAUCACGUUUACGCGGCUAUAAAAAAUUCAAACGAUUUAUUAAAAAUUUAAAGAAUUUUUUCAAUUUUAUAUAGUUUUUUUUUUAAAUUGACAGUGAGUGUUGCAAAUAAUUUGAAGUAAAAUAAAAAGUUAAUUAGCGGGAAAAAUGAAAAAGUCAAAUUAAAAAAAUAAAUUGAUUUUAUAGUCAAUCGAGUGUCAAGUGUUAUCAACUGCUUUAUCAAUCAAUAUAGAUUUAUAUCAGUAUUAAUAACUGAAUUUAAAUUAAUAAAACGGGACUCUUUUAUAUAACUUGAUAAACCAAAGUGGGAUUUUAAUCUGUUAUUUUGAUUCUGUACAAAAUUUAAAAAAAAAGUUUUUAUAGUGAAUAAAAAAGAUUUUAAUUGAGAUCAGGAAAGGUUAAUGAUUAUUAAAAUAAAAAACAAUAAAAUAAACGGUUUGAUGACAAUAACAAUUGGUGGAGGUGUACAAUGAGCGACGGAAUUGUUGGUGCUAUUGCAAUAAGUUUGUUCGGUACGAGUUCACGAUCUUUAAGUGUUGGCGGUGAGAAGAAGAAGCGAGGACAGGACGUCAACAUGGAUUCGGAAUAUUCAAUGCUAGGUGGUGACCUCGAUGUAUGUAGGAUGUUUGAUCAGUAUCAAUACAAGAUAAUAAGAUGGCGGCUACUGAACACUCGUGUGGAGUUUGCUCUAAAAUAAUAAAAGAGAAUGUGUCGUAUAUUGUGCUCAGAGUGCAAUUUUUGGAUUCAUUUAAAAUGCCCAGGAAUAGAUAGUAAAGAGUUCAAAAAAGUGGCUGCUGACAUUCCGAAAAACGAGUCAACGUGGACAUGUGACUCAUGUAAAAGUGAGGUUAGUGUUAUUGUCUCAGAUGAUGUACGAGAUAGCUGUGAUGAUGAUAUAACUGUGACAAAAAUUGAACUUAUUUUCAAUAAAUAUUUUACCCCGUUCAAAGCUAACGUGGAAAAAAGUCUCAGUGGAAUCAAGUCUGAAUUGGCGACAAUUGCUCAGCAAAAUGUGAAUAUGUCAAAGCGCUGUGCUCAGUUGGACAAAAGAGUCAGUCUGGUUGAAUCUAAGAGGGCAAGUUUUUAAGCUCUCCCGUGUCGUUGGUUCAUCUGCUGAAGAUGUUAUAGCUGAAACUAAUGAGAGGAAAAGACGAGAAAAAAAUAUGAUUGUCUAUAAUGCUCCUGAGUCAAAGAAGCAGGUAGGUGCUGAACGUUUCCAAGACGACCGUGAACAGAUAGCAAAAAUUCUGCCACCAGAAUCGGCUGAUGAUAUCCCUAACAUGAAACUGCGCAGACUUGGUUGUGCAGUAGAUAAUAAAAUUCGUCCAUUGCUCAUUGAUACACCUCCAGUCUCUGCUGCGAAAAAGUUACUCAAGGCCAAAUCUGUCAGAGUAGACACUGGAAAUAUUCUUUUUAAACCGGAUUUAGCUCGGGCGCAACAAAAUCACCUGAAAAGUCUUUGAGCUGAACUAGAUGAGUUAAAUAAGAAUGGUGUUAUUACUAAUACCAUCAAAUAUAUUGAUGGCGUUCCCAGGACAGUCAAAGUUCCUGCAUUUCGUCCCCCCAAGGAAACGCACAAGGGUCAAACGGGAUCUUCUGGUGUAUUACCAAAACACCAGGGGACUCCGAACUAGAUUGAAAAAUUUUCCAGUUUCGUCCGCGUGUUGUCACUACGACGUGCUCUGUAUCAUGGAAUCGUGGCUUCACUCAUCAAUAUCGGACGGUGAAAUUGUUGAUAAUACCUAUCGCAUUUUUAGGAAGUACAGAGAUUCCGAUACUAGUAACUUUGUGCGAGGUGGUGGUGUGUUCAUUGCCGUUAAGCAUAACAUUACUGCCGAACCAAUUGCUAUCAUUAAUGCAGGCUUGGAGCAGGUUUACAUUGAGAUCAAGGGUUUUGGAGAGGAUAUCAUCUUAGGAUGUGUUUAUAUACCUCCGCAGUCACAUGUGGAUGUUUUGUCUAGUCAUUUAGCUACUAUUACUAAUAUCAAAAAUAAAUAUCCUAACAAUAGACUUUUGGUCAUAGGGGAUUACAACAUCUACAGUAGUGUGCCGAAGCUCGAGUGUGAAUCUAAGUUAUAUGAAAAAUUCAUACUUGCUGGAUGUUCUCAACAUAAUAAUGUCUGCAAUGUUAAUGACCGAAUAUUGGAUUUAUGCUUCAGUGAUCUUGACAUCGUGGUUGACGACGAGGACAAAUAUCACUCAGCAAUCUUAGCUCGAUUAAAAUUCUGUACUAACCUAAAACGACAAGAUGCUCCGACAUACGCCUUUAAGAGUGCUGACUAUGCGGCGUUGAACAACUAUUUCCUAAGAGUAAACUGGAUUCAUCUAUACACGAUAGACAAUACAGAUGAAAAAGUGAACUGGUUCUAUGACACGGUAAAUAAAGGAAUAGCCGAGUUUGUCCCACUAAAUUAAAGAAAAAUCGAAAUUAUCCAUGCUGGUUCUCUAAUGAAUUAAGAUAUUUAAUUAAGCAAAAGAAAAAAGCACAUAUGAACUAUAAAAAAAUGAAAUCCAGAAGUAAUUAUGUAGUUUCUAGCAGCCUGAGAUUAAAAUGCAAAAGACUAAGUACGUCAUGCUAUCAAAACUACCUAAAUAAAGUGGAAGGUAAUCUGAGAAGUGACGCAAAUAAAUUUUGGAGUUUUAUUAAAGAUAAACGUCGAAAAGUUGUUGAUAUCCCAACUACCAUGACCUGGGAUAACGUGUGCUCAAGUAACGGAAAUGAGGUCAGCAAUCUGUUUGCGUCAUUCUUCAAGAGUAUCUACAAAACCCCGCCUGGUCUAUCUCCUGAUCCAACAGCUGAUCCGGAAGAGGACAGAGAACGUGCUGAUGCUCCAGAUGCACACCUCACUGAAUUUGAAGUUCGUUUCGAUGAUGUUUAUCGUCAACUAUGCCUGCUGAAUGUUAACAAAGAUGCUGGACCUGACGGGUUACCUAAUUUGUUCCUAAGGAAAUGUGCUAUAGGUCUCUGUGAGCCUAUCGUACAUAUAUUUGAUAAAUCGCUUGACCGGCUGCUUUUCUACAGCUUGGAAAGUGUCCUACAUCAGUCCCAUUCAUAAAUCUGGAGAAAAAUCUGACGUGAUCAAUUAUAGACCAAUAUGAUACAGUCUUCACUUGCUAAACUUCUGGAGAAAAUAAUCCUACCACAAUUGAACUUUGCUUUCAAAAACAUCAUUGUGUCUCGGCAGCAUGGAGUCUUUGGUGGUAGAUCCACAACUACCAACUUGUAUGGAUAUGUCAACUAUAUACUAAACUCAAUGGGCAGAGGCAAAGAGGUACAUGCGAAAUACACAGACUUCAGUAAAGCGUUUGAUAUGGUCAACCAUCAAAUUUUGCUAAAAAAACUGAGCACCUAUGGUGUUAAAUAUGAAGCGCUGGAAUGGCUAUUCUCAUACCUUUUCAACAGGAAGUUACGAGUGCGAGUUAAUGUUCACCCAUCAAAUGAAUGUGGCGUCACCUCCGAUGUCCCACAGGGUUCACAUUUGGGUCUGAUUCUGUGUAGUAUUUUUAUCAACGACAUUAGUGAUAACAUAAGGUCAGAGUAUCGACUCUACGCAGAUGACAUGAAGGUCUACAGGGUAAUUAACAACGAACAAGACCCCUAUAUCCUCCAGGAUGAUAUUUAUGAGCUUGUGAACUGGUGCAGGAUCAAUAAAUUAUUUCUGAACAUAAAAAAAUGUGCAGUAAUCUCCUUCUCGUGAUCUCACUACCAGCUGCCUGCUAUCUAUCUGCUUGAUGGUCAAGUUGUGCAAACCGUAAAGACAAUAAAAGAUCUUGGUGUAAUCGUGGACGACAAAUUGAACUUUCCAGCAGAAAUUGAUUACAUAACUCUUCGUGCCUUUCGAAGCUUAAGUUUUAUUUGCAGAGCUAGUAAGGAAUCUAAGGAUGCCCGAACACUGAUACACCUGUUUUCGGCGUUCGUUAAGCCUGUACUGGAGUAUGGGUCUGUUGUUUGGUCUCCAUUCACUGAACAACAGAUUGGUCGCAUUGAAAAAGUACGAAGGAAAUUCUGCAAAUGUCUAUGCUAUUUCAAGCGAUCUAUAGGAAUGCUCAGUGUCAACGAUAUCUAUCACCAAUACAAGAUCAGUAGUCUAAUCAGCCGCAGACAAGUUGCUGACUUGUCGUUCUUUUUCAAGGUCAUUAACGGUUUGAUAGACUCACCAGAAAUUUUGGUUGAUUUCCAUUUGGUCUGCUCCAGUGCACAUUUAAGAACAAAAAGGCUCCUAUCAGUCAAUAAAACUAAUAAAAACUAUGUAUACAAUGAACCCAGGAACAGAAUUGCUAGGCUAGUAAAUCAGCACUCUUCGAACCUCGAUUUCUUUAGUGUAUCUCCAUCAUCUUUUUCAGCGAUUACAAAAAAAUUAUUCUGUUCUGACUGAUUAGCAUAUAGUACAAUAACUUUGUACCUUUUGAAGUGUUAAUCGAUUCAAGUUACUGUUGUUUUUCUUCGAAUAAAUUUAAAAAUAUGUAAAUAAUAUUAUAUAUACUGACGAUUGGCGUAAAUAAAUAAAUAAAUUAUUAUUGC